Molecule: messenger RNA, 3314 nt
Organism: Lotus japonicus
Lineage: Eukaryota; Viridiplantae; Streptophyta; Magnoliopsida; Fabales; Fabaceae
Product: pentatricopeptide repeat-containing protein At4g19220, mitochondrial
Exons: 2
Coding region: 281-3115 (944 amino acids)
Biological process (GO): RNA modification
Cellular component (GO): intracellular membrane-bounded organelle
Molecular function (GO): protein binding; RNA binding
Source: RefSeq, a predicted model, not a curated record
CAUAAAUACCGCGACAAAUUGAAUGUCAAUGACUAACUUCACAUAUUUCAUUAAUGCUGAGACAAAAAAUUAUGAAUAUUUUUUGGAGGGACCAAAUCCAAUUCACCCUAAUUUUCCCGGGACUAAAAACAAUGUAUUGUUGGAGAUACAAAUACUCAUCCUUAGCGAGUCAGCGCCAUUCUACUGCUUUGCAUGGACAUCGUAAUGCCCAAGUUGUCAGAUUCAUGUCCCUCAAUGCAAGACAGGAUUUUUCAUAGCUACAAUCAAGAAACAAGUGAAAAUGAGAACAUGGGUAAAGCACAUAACAACAUGGGAUGUUCAAAAUUUAGUCCUUCUUCGAAAAAGAAGAUCACCUUCAUUCCGUUCAUUUUCUUCACAGAACUACUUAAAUGGAAGUUUCAGCAAUGUUCAGAGACACAUGGUUCAUAUUCUUCGAUAUGCUCCUGCCCUUUUGUCAUGUUGUUGUCAUCGUUUUUGCACUGGCAUUCAGCUGUUUGAUGAAAUGCCGCAAAGGGCUCUGCAUGUAAGAGAAAACCAUUUUGAGCUUGUUGUGGAUUGCAUUAAAUUGUGCCUGAAAAAACCCAACAUUUUGACUGUCACUGUUGCUCAUUGUGCAGCUGUAAAGAUAGGAGUUCUAACUCAUCUCCCCACUUCAACAUCUCUACUCACUGCUUAUUCUAAGGCUGGAGACUUCACCUCUUCCAGGGAUUUGUUUGAUGAGAUUACGAACAGGGAUGUGGUUGCUUGGAAUGCUAUUAUUGCAGCAUCUCUUGUAAAUAACUGCUAUAUGACUGCAAUGGAAUUUUUUGAAAAAAUGAUCAAGGCCCAAACUGGGUUUGAUUCCACCACUCUAUUGCUUAUGGUAUCAGCAUCGUUACAUGUGAAAAACUUCGAUCAAGGACGGGCAAUUCAUUGUGUGAGUAUAAAACAUGGGAUGCUUGUGGAUGUAAGUUUAGGUAAUGCUCUUAUUGACAUGUAUGCUAAGUGUAGUGACCUAAGCUCUUCUGAGCAUCUGUUUGAAGAGAUGGAGUAUACAGAUGUUGUUUCGUGGAAUUCAAUAAUGAGAGGAAGUCUUUACAAUGGUGAUCCUGAGAAAUUAUUGUACUACUUCAAAAGGAUGACUUUAUCUGAAGAAAUCGCUGACCAUAUCAGUCUAUCUUGUGCUAUUUCAGCUUGUUCAAGUUUGAGAGAGCUGGCUUUUGGCCAGACCAUUCACGGGCACGGAAUCAAGCUAGGUUACAAUGACAGCUCGCGUGUUUCAGUAGCGAACUCGCUCAUUUCCUUGUAUUCACAAUGUAAAGACAUUGAGUCUGCUGAGACUGUAUUCAGAGAAAUAGCAUACAAAGAUAUUGUUUCCUGGAAUGCAAUGCUAGAAGGAUUUGCUUCAAAUGAAAAGAUUAAUGAAGUAUUUGAUAUUCUGGUUGAAAUGCAAACAACAGGAUCUUUCCGACCUGAUAUAGUAACAUUGACUACCAUACUUCCAAUUUGUGCACAACUCAUGCUCUCCAGAGAAGGAAAAACUAUCCAUGGAUUUGCAAUUCGAAGACAGAUGGUAUAUGAUCAUCUUCCUUUGCUGAACUGCCUCAUAGACAUGUAUUCAAAGUGCAACCUUGUGGAGAAAGCAGAGCUCUUGUUCCAUUCUACUGCUAAGAGAGACUUGGUCUCAUGGAACACAAUGAUAUCUGGCUAUUCCCAGAACAAGUAUUCUGAAGAAGCUCAAUUUUUUUUCAGAGAGCUGCUACGGCGAGGUCCAAAUUGCAGUUCAUCAACUGUUUUUUCCAUUCUUUCUUCCUGCAACUCCCUUAACGGUCUCAACUUCGGAAAAUCAGUUCACUGCUGGCAGUUAAAAUCUGGUUUUCUGAACCACAUUCUUUUAAUAAAUUCUCUCAUGCACAUGUAUAUCAAUUGUGGAGACCUCACAGCCAGUUUCUCCAUUUUGCAUGAGAAUUCAGCUUUAGCAGAUAUUGCUUCUUGGAACACUGUAAUUGUGGGCUGUGGGCAAGGUAACCAUUAUCAAGAAUCUCUAGAGACUUUCAGGUUAUUUAGACAGGAACCUCCUUUCGCCUAUGACUCCAUAACCCUUGUAAGUGUCUUGUCAGCUUGUGCCAACCUGGAACUACUCAUCCAAGGAAAAUCUCUCCAUGGCCUUGCCCUUAAAUCUCCUUUGGGAUCAGAUACUCGAGUUCAGAACUCAUUAAUUACCAUGUAUGACAGAUGCAGGGACAUUAACAGUGCCAGAGCAGUGUUUAAAUUCUGCUCUACUUCCAACCUAUGCUCAUGGAAUUGCAUGAUCUCUGCUUUAUCUCAUAAUAGAGAAUGUAGAGAAGCAUUGGAACUAUUUCGUCAUCUUCAGUUUAAACCAAACGAGUUCACCAUGGUUAGUGUUCUUUCUGCUUGCACUCAGAUUGGUGUCCUAAGACAUGGAAAACAAGUUCAUGCCCGCGUGUUCCGGUCCGGGUUUCAAGACAAUUCUUUCAUAUCAUCAGCUCUUGUAGAUUUGUAUAGCAACUGUGGAAGAUUGGACACUGCUCUCCAGGUGUUCAGACAUUCAGUGGAGAAGUCCGAAUCGGCUUGGAAUUCAAUGAUUUCUGCAUAUGGCUAUCAUGGAAAUAGUGAGAAAGCUAUCAAACUCUUCCAUGAGAUGUGUGAUUCAGGAACAAGGGUGACCAAAAGCACUUUUGUUAGCCUUUUAUCUGCAUGCAGCCAUUCAGGACUUGUGAACCAAGGUCUUUUGUACUAUGACUCUAUGUUGGAGAAAUAUGGAGUUCAACCUGACACUGAGCAUCAUGUUUUCGUGGUUGACAUGCUAGGGAGAUCAGGUAGACUGGAUGAUGCUUACGAAUUCGCUAAGGGGUUACCAUCCCAUGCGAGCUCAGGUGUAUGGGGAACGCUUCUAAGUGCAUGCAACUAUCAUGGAGAACUCAAGUUAGGGAAACAAAUUGCUGAACUUCUCUUUGAAAUGGAACCUCAAAAUGUUGGAUAUUACAUAUCAUUGUCAAAUAUGUAUGUUGCUGCAGGAAGCUGGAAAGAUGCUACUGACUUGAGACAAUCUAUCCAGGACCAAGGAUUAAGGAAAGCAGCAGGUUAUAGUCUUAUUGACGUUGGUGUGGGAUAAGAGAAGGGAAGACUAUAGUUUUCAAGGCCAAGAAAUUUCACCAAGAAUUGAAAACGUUUGAGCCGCUGCAUCAGGCAAGGUAGCUGACCAGUUUGCAUUGCUCAAAUUCAAGGAAGCAAUAUCCAUUGACCCAUAUAAAAUCCUAGAUUCUUGGAAUAAUUCUACCCAUUUCUGCAAGUGGCAUGGAAUCACAUGCAAC